This is a messenger RNA of Podospora anserina S mat+, 1449 nucleotides long. RefSeq lists its product as uncharacterized. Gene Ontology annotation, cellular component: mitochondrion; cytosol. NCBI's taxonomy places the organism in Eukaryota, Fungi, Ascomycota, Sordariomycetes, Sordariales, Podosporaceae. Bases 1 to 1449 code for a protein of 482 amino acids. The record is from RefSeq and is a predicted model, not a curated record. Gene Ontology annotation, biological process: intracellular glucose homeostasis; glucose 6-phosphate metabolic process; glycolytic process. The transcript has 4 exons. Gene Ontology annotation, molecular function: D-glucose binding; mannokinase activity; glucokinase activity.
AUGUCAUCAGGCUCGUUUGUCGAAGUCCCCAAGGACCUGCUCAAGGAGAUUAAGCGCCUUGAGGAGCUGUUCACGGUUGAUACGGCAAAGCUCAAACAGAUUACCGACCACUUUGUCAAUGAACUCGAAAAGGGUCUCAGCAAGGAGGGUGGGACCAUCCCCAUGAACCCAACAUGGGUCAUGUCCUUUCCCACUGGCUAUGAGACCGGUACUUACCUGGCCCUUGACAUGGGCGGCACCAACCUGCGUGUCUGCCAGAUCACUUUAACGGAGCAAAAGUCAGAAUUCGACAUUAUCCAGUCAAAGUACCGCAUGCCCGAGGAGCUCAAGACAGGUGUGGCUGAAGAUCUGUGGGAAUACAUUGCCGAGUGCUUGUUGCAGUUCAUCCAGACUCACCACGGCGAUGUCGCCAAGCUCGAUAAGCUUCCUCUAGGCUUCACCUUCUCCUACCCUGCCACUCAAAAUUACAUUGAUGAGGGCAUCCUUCAGCGGUGGACCAAGGGCUUCGAUAUCGAUGGUGUUGAGGGCCGCAAUGUUGUUCCCAUGUUUGAGAAGGCCCUUCAAGAGCGGGGCGUGCCAAUCAAGCUGACUGCUCUUAUCAACGAUACCACCGGCACCCUCAUUGCCUCUGCGUACACCGACACUAAGAUGAAGAUUGGUUGUAUCUUUGGCACCGGUUGCAAUGCCGCUUACAUGGAGGACUGUGGUUCUAUCCCUAAGCUUGCGCACCUUAACCUCCCACCCGAUACCCCCAUGGCUAUCAACUGCGAGUGGGGAGCUUUCGACAAUGAGCUUAAGGUGCUCCCUCGGACUCCCUACGAUGAAUCCAUUGAUACGGAUUCACCUCGCCCCGGUCAACAGGCAUUUGAGAAGAUGAUUGCAGGGUUAUACCUGGGAGAGAUCUUCCGCUUGAUCAUGGUAGACCUGCAUGACAACCAUAAUGUCAACAUCUUUGCCGGACAGGAUAUCGGGAAGUUACGGAGGCCGUACACCCUUGACUCGUCAUUCCUGUCGGCCAUUGAGGAUGACCCGUUCGAGAACCUGUCCGAGACCCGCGAGCUCUUCCAGAACCAACUUGGCAUCGAUCCCAACCCCUCAGAGCUCGAGCUUAUCCGCCGUGCUGCGGAGCUGAUUGGCACCCGUGCCGCCCGUCUCUCAGCCUGCGGCGUUGCUGCCAUCAGCAAAAAGAAGGGCUACAAGGAAUGCCACGUCGGCGCUGACGGGUCGGUAUUCAACAAGUACCCUCACUUCAAGAAGCGUGGUGCGGCUGCCCUUCGUGAGAUUCUCGACUGGCCCGCAAAGGCGGAUCCCAACGAUGACGACCCCAUCGAGAUCUUGGCCGCCGAGGAUGGAAGCGGCGUGGGCGCUGCAUUGAUUGCGGCUUUGACACUGGAGAGGGUGAAAAAGGGGAAUAUGCAUGGAAUUUUGCACCCGGAGAACUUCCACUAA